AUGUUUAGCAUACAAUGUGAUGAAGCUCGGUGUCAUAAGCAAGAGCAACUAGCUAUUUGCAUUAGAUAUUCUAAAAAUUUAGAUGUUUGUGAAAGAUUUAUUGAGUUCUAUGAUGUCUCAGAAAAUCAAAAUGCUGAUUCCUUGGUUGCUGUUUUGAUAAAUUUCAUAAAUUCUUCAAAUUUAAGUAAUGUCCCCAUUAUUGGACAAUCCUAUGACGGGGCUGCCGUCAUGUCGGGAUCAGUUGGAGGUGUGCAAUCUAAACUUAGACAAUCCCAUCCCUCAGCAUCUCAAGCGGUUUAUGUACAUUGCAUGGCUCAUAAGCUUAACCUAGUCGUUGUUGAUAUGUGCAAGCAUUUAAAAGAUGCUAGGAAUGUAUUUAAUGGAUUAGAAGCUUUAUAUGUACACUUUUCUAAACCAGCCAAAGAUCACAAAUUGUCAACAAUUCAAAAUAAACUUGGUUUAAAAAUUACUAAACUAGAAAAACUAAUCGAUACCAGAUGGGUUUGUAGGUAUAAAAGCUGUAAUGCUCUUAUACAAAAUUAUGUUUCUGUUUUAAUGGCUUUGGAUAAUGAAAUAGUUGAACAGAAAUCAAAAGAUGUGGCACAAGCAAUUGGUGUCCGUGCAACUAUUAGUAAUUUUAAAUUUAUAUUAUAUUUAUUUAUAUUACAUGAAGUUCUUCAGUCUAUAAAUAUUUUGAGUACUCAGCUUCAAUUAAAAGGAACAACUCUGGGCCAAUCAGGACAUUUAGUUAAAGGAGUCAAGUAUACGGAAGCCAUCGAUCAUGGAAGACUCGGUGAAGAUAACAAAAUUAUGUGCGGAAAACUGGCCGUUAUGGAAGUUCCAGAAGAAGGUCAUACUUAA
Molecule: messenger RNA, 861 nt
Organism: Acyrthosiphon pisum (pea aphid)
Lineage: Eukaryota; Metazoa; Arthropoda; Insecta; Hemiptera; Aphididae
Product: zinc finger MYM-type protein 1-like
Exons: 5
Coding region: 1-861 (286 amino acids)
Source: RefSeq, a predicted model, not a curated record